Habropoda laboriosa is the source of this 3680-nucleotide messenger RNA. RefSeq names its product transient receptor potential-gamma protein (gene Trpgamma). Bases 82 to 3492 code for a protein of 1136 amino acids. Gene Ontology annotation, biological process: regulation of cytosolic calcium ion concentration; manganese ion transport; calcium ion transmembrane transport. Lineage: Eukaryota; Metazoa; Arthropoda; Insecta; Hymenoptera; Apidae. Gene Ontology annotation, cellular component: membrane; cation channel complex. The record is from RefSeq and is a predicted model, not a curated record. The transcript has 17 exons. Gene Ontology annotation, molecular function: protein binding; store-operated calcium channel activity; inositol 1,4,5 trisphosphate binding.
UUUGACCCCGAAGCGCCACCGCUGCCGCCCCAAACCGCGAAGAAGAUCAAUGAGAAAGUCAAGAGGCACAGUAUCCACGGCAUGAUAGAGGAGGAGAACGUUGUGAGACCGCACCAGGAAAUGGCCAGCCUCUCCUACGAUGAGAAGAAGUACCUUCUCGCGGUGGAACGCGGGGACAUUGCCUCCGUCAGAAGGAUGUUGCAGGGCGCGGACCAAACCGAAAUGAACAUCAACUGUGUGGAUCCAUUGGGACGGUCGGCGCUUCUGAUGGCGAUCGAUAACGAGAACUUGGAAAUGGUGGAGCUUCUGAUCCAUCACAAGGUCGACACGAAGGACGCGUUGCUGCACGCCAUCUCCGAAGAGUUCGUCGAGGCGGUAGAGGUACUUCUGGAUCACGAGGACAAGCUUCAUCGUAACGGAGAGCCACACGUUAGUCGAUUCCGUCAUGUAAUAUGUAGCUGGGAAGCCCUGCCAUCGGACACAGCCACUUUCACGCCAGACAUCACGCCCCUGAUCCUAGCCGCGCACAGGGACAAUUACGAGAUCAUUAAGAUCCUCCUGGAUCGCUGUUUCAUGCUACCCAUGCCUCACGAUGUUCGUUGCGGGUGCGACGAGUGCGUGACGUCGAGAAGAGAGGACUCUCUGAGGCAUUCCAGGAGCCGAAUAAACGCGUACAGGGCGUUAGCCUCGCCGUCCCUGAUCUCCCUUUCCUCAAAGGAUCCAAUUCUAACUGCGUUCGAACUCUCCUGGGAACUUCGUCGGCUCUCCUUUCUCGAGCACGAGUUUAAAUGUGAAUACCAGGAGCUUAGAAGACAAUGCCAGGACUUUGCUACCGCCUUGCUGGAUCACACCAGAACUUCCUACGAGCUGGAGGUGCUGCUGAAUCACGAUCCCACCGGGCCGGCGUUCGAGCACGGCGAGAGAAUGCAUCUGAACCGGUUGAAGCUGGCCAUUAAAUUUCGACAGAAAAAGUUCGUGGCGCAUCCUAACGUGCAGCAGCUACUCGCAUCGAUUUGGUACGAGGGUCUUCCGGGCUUCCGGCGGAAAAACAUGGUCCUCCAGGCUCUGGAGAUCGUCAGGAUCGGCGUUCUCUUCCCGUUCUACAGCGUCGCGUACAUCAUCGCUCCUCACAGCGUGGUGGGACAGACCAUGAGGAAACCGUUCAUCAAGUUCAUCUGUCAUUCAGCUUCCUACUUCACUUUUCUCUUUAUGUUGAUUCUGGCGAGCCAAAGGAUAGAGAGCGUGAUCGGGAACUGGAUGGGUCACGACGUGGUGGAGCACGAGCCAGCACCGACGAAAAGGGGCGCAUCGCCGACGAUCGUCGAGUGGUUCAUCCUCGCCUGGGUAUCCGGUCUGAUUUGGUCCGAAGUGAAGCAGCUGUGGGACGUCGGCCUCGAGGAGUACGUGAACGACAUGUGGAACGUGAUCGACUUCGUAACGAACUCGUUGUACGUAGCGACUGCCGCUCUAAGGGUGGUCGCUUACUACAGGGUGCAGAAGGAAACGGAGAACCAGGAGCCUGGAUCGGUGACCGAGCUGCAGCGCGAACAAUGGGACACUUGGGACCCGAUGCUCAUAUCCGAGGGCCUCUUCUCCGCAGCCAAUAUAUUCAGCUCUCUGAAACUCGUCUACAUUUUCUCCGUGAACCCGCAUCUAGGACCGCUGCAGGUCUCUCUGUCUCGAAUGGUGAUGGACAUCAUGAAGUUUUUCUUCCUCUACGUGCUGGUACUCUUCGCGUUCUCCUGUGGUCUGAACCAGCUGUUAUGGUACUACGCGGACAUGGAGAAGAAACGGUGUCCGACAGCUAUGCCUUAUUCAUCGAACGCCAGCGUCACCACCGACUCGAACGCUUGCAUCGUUUGGAGACGAUUCGCGAACCUGUUCGAAACGGCGCAAACGUUGUUCUGGGCUGUGUUCGGCCUGGUGGACCUCGAGAGCUUCGAGCUGGAUGGUAUCAAAGCGUUCACCAGGUUCUGGGGUAUGCUGAUGUUCGGCACGUAUUCGGUGAUCAACAUCGUGGUGUUAUUGAAUCUACUAAUCGCCAUGAUGAACCAUUCCUAUCAGCUGAUCUCUGAACGUGCCGACAUUGAAUGGAAGUUCGCCAGGAGCAAGCUUUGGAUCAGUUAUUUCGAGGAAGGUGGCACGGUACCACCUCCGUUCAACAUCAUCCCCACACCGAAGAGCGUAUGGUACAUGGGCCAGUGGAUGUACCGGAAGUUCUGUGGGCACAGUAGAGCUGCCAAGAGGGAGCACAUGAGGACCAUUAAAAGAAAGGUGAAAGCCGAGGAGAGGGACAUCAGGUACCAAAGAAUCAUGAGAAACCUGGUGAGAAGAUACGUGACGGUGGAGCAAAGGAAAGCGGAAAACGAAGGUGUGACAGAGGACGACGUGAACGAGAUCAAACAAGACAUCAGCGCUCUUCGAUGCGAGUUGAUCGAGAUCUUGAAGAACUCCGGGAUGAACACGUCCACAGCAAGUGGCACCGGAACUGACGGUAGCCUUAAAGAGCUGUCCAUAGGUGCGGGGGGUAAGAAGAACCGACAAAAGGAGCGUCGGCUGAUGAAAGGCUUCAAUAUCGCCCCUCAGCCAGGCGGAAGUGGCUCUCUGCCUCCGGUUGACGAAUUUUCAGCGUCGUUGCAACAAGUACAAGAGGAGAACUCUCAUGAACUGUUUAGCUCGACUUUGAGCGGAAUAUUCGGCCAAGGGACUAUACACAAGAAGAGCCAGCAUCAUACGAGCACGAACAGCGUACCCGGAUUGAGCAGCAGUAGACAGAGCCGAAGGAUCAGAGGAAGCUCGAAGAAGAAGCGAUGGGAGAAUCUUAUCGAGGCGGCGAAAGUUCGUGGAAGAGUCUCGAAGCUGAUCGUUAGAUCUCCUUCGGUGGACUCUGUCUAUUCGCCAGCGUCCGAAGACGGAGGAUCGAGGUCGGAAGGAUCGACAGAUUCAAAGUCCUCGUUGGAGACACCUGGCCACGAAGUGCAACCCGGCCAUCAUACCGAUCAUUCUCAUCAUCACGAAGGACAUCAAAUGCUCCCUCACGGUCUGAGCUCGCUAGUGGCACUCCACAGGAAACGCAAGACUUUCUCGGACUCCAGGUCGUCUACGUCGGGCAUGAGAAGCAGCAGCGGCACGAAUCCCAUACAUCCUAUCACCUCAGCGCUCAUGUCCAAGGUGUCGAAGAAACAACAGCUGCAGAGAGCGAGCAGCGUGCCUACCAGGGGACCGGAACAGGGACAACAGCCGAUCACACCGAGACUACACGAGGGUACUCAGAGUCAGCAGCCCAGUAUCGACACUCCCGAGGGCGCCAGCGCUAACGAGCAACCUGUGGUUCCGGCGGCUCCGCUGACGCCGUCGACGACCGAAGAGAGCGUGAUCGCCAGCAGCUCUCUACCAGCUACGAUGAAGAGGAACGGUUCGGCGACUCAGCUGCAACGACUCCCGGGCAUCGAGCCGAUAUCCGGCCACGACGUGACCGGUGGAUGGCUCUGAGAGACUCAACAACGUCGCCCAACGGCGACGACGUCUCGCCUAACAAAAUCGAACUGAAUUUCGUGUAAACGAGUUCUCUUUCAGCCAACGUUAAUACCGAAACGACGACAUCGAUCGAAAUAGAAGAGGAUCACGUAAGAUCGCGUGGUCGUCGGCACACGCACAAUGAUGCCUUCUCACGACGACUC